Molecule: messenger RNA, 3672 nt
Organism: Oryzias latipes (Japanese medaka)
Lineage: Eukaryota; Metazoa; Chordata; Actinopteri; Beloniformes; Adrianichthyidae
Gene: appb
Product: amyloid beta (A4) precursor protein b
Biological process (GO): central nervous system development; axonogenesis
Cellular component (GO): early endosome; membrane raft; plasma membrane
Molecular function (GO): transition metal ion binding; heparin binding; signaling receptor activator activity
Source: RefSeq, a predicted model, not a curated record
CCCAACACUUCGUCCAGCCUCGCCGUCACCGCUGGGAGAAACAGAGGGAUCAUCGGGCGACGUUGUGGCGACGCAUAAAUACGUCCUUUUUUCAGGGGGGGGAGAUCCGUUCCUCGUCAGUUUCGUGUUGGAAAACCACCGAACCGCGUACCUAACGGUGGUGCGGGAUAGCAGGAGGACGGGAUGGGGGAGAACGCGGCGUUUGUGCUGCUGCUCGCGGCGACCUUGACGCUUUCAUCCGAGGUACCUGUGGAUGACUCCGUUGGCUUGCUAACUGAACCCCAGGUUGCCAUGUUCUGUGGGAAGCUCAACAUGCACAUCAACGUGCAGAGCGGCAAGUGGGAGGCGGACCCGUCCGGCACCAAGAGCUGCAUCGACACCAAGGAGGGCCUUCUGCGCUACUGCCAGGAGGUCUAUCCAGAGCUUCAGAUCACAAAUGUUGUGGAGGCCAACCAGCCGGUCAGCAUUACUAAUUGGUGCAAGAAAGGCCGUAAGCAGUGUCGCAGCCACCCACACAUUGUGGUGCCAUACCGCUGUUUGGUUGGAGAGUUUGUUAGCGAUGCCCUUCUCGUUCCCGACAAGUGCAAGUUUCUGCACCAGGAGCGCAUGGAUCAGUGUGAGAGCCACCUGCACUGGCACACUGUGGCCAAAGAGUCCUGUGGAGACCGUUCUAUGAAUCUCCAUGACUACGGGAUGCUGUUGCCGUGCAAUGUCGAUCGUUUCCGAGGGGUGGAGUUUGUGUGCUGCCCAGUGGAGGGGGAGCGUGAGAUGGACAGCGCGGAGAGAGAAGGGGUGGAGUCUGAUGUGUGGUGGGGCGGAGCUGAGACCGAAUACUCCGACGACAGCAUGACGCGUCCAGCCGCCACGGAACCCGCCACCGCCGAGGACGUGGAGGACGCCUCCGAGGAGGAGGAGGAAAACCACGAGGACGAAGACUUGAUAGACGAUCGCGACAGCAAGGAGCGCAGUGCCAUCAUUGCCAUGACAACCACCACUACCACCACCACUGAAUCUGUGGAAGAAGUCGUGCGAGCCGUUUGCUGGGCUCGCGCUGAGUCGGGCCCCUGCCACGGCAUGCUGGAGCGCUGGUACUUCGAGCCCGAGAGCGGCCGCUGCGCUCCCUUCUUAUUCGGGGGCUGCGGCGGCAACAGGAAUAACUUUGAGACAGAGGAGUACUGCCUCGCUGUCUGCAGCAGCUCGUUGCCCACGGUGGCGCCCAGUCCUCCCGACGCCGUGGAUCGAUACCUGGAAGCGCCCGGGGACGACAACGAACACGCCAACUUCCAGAAGGCAAAGGAACAGCUGGAGGCCAAACACAGAGAGAAGAUGUCUGUGGUGAUGAGGGAGUGGGAGGAGGCUGAGAGGCAGGCUAAGAGCCUCCCUCGUGCAGAAAAGAAAGCCCUCAUCCAGCACUUCCAGGAGAAGGUGGAGGCCUUGGAGCAAGAGGCUGCCGACGAGAGACAGCAGCUGGUGGAGACCCACAUCGCACGGGUGGAGGCGCUGAUCAACAGCCGCCGCCGCCUGGCUCUGGAAAAUUACCUCAAUGCUCUGCAGGCCAACCCCCCACGGCCCAACCAGGUGCUGAACCUGCUGAAGAAGUACGUCCGCGCCGAGCAGAAGGACAGGCAGCACACGCUCAAACACUACGAACACGUACACAGCGUCGACCCCAAGAAGGCGGCGCAGAUCCGACCUCAGGUCUUGACCCACCUUCGCGCGAUCGAGGAGAGGAUGAACCAGUCUCUGGGUUUGCUCUUCAAAGUUCCCCGAGUGGCAAAUGAGAUCCAGAACCAAGUCGCAAUUAUUGUGCAGAGAGUCCUGUCGGAGCAGUCCCAGCAGGUGUCUUCCCUGCAGACUGACAAGCGGGUGGACGGCAGGAUCAGCUACGGUAACGACGCCCUGAUGCCGGAUCAGGCCUUCAGCUCUGCUCCCAUGGAUCCAGGUCUGGACCGACUGGGCUUCAUUCACCCGGAGAGCUUCAACCAGCCCAAUACAGAAAACCACGUGGAGCCGGUGGAUGCUCGACCCAACCCAGACAGAGGACUCCCAACACGACCCGUUUCGGCCCUGAAGCCAGAGGAGAUGGCAAAUGUCCGAAUGGAGACGGGAGACAGGCAGAGUGCCAGCUUUGAAGUUUACCACGAGAAACGGGUUCUGCUCUCUGAGGACGUCGGGUCCAAUAAGGGUGCUAUUAUCGGGCUCAUGGUUGGAGGCGUUGUCAUAGCGACCAUCAUCGUCAUCACUUUGGUUAUGCUCAGGAAGAAGCAGUACACGUCCAUCCACCACGGGGUGAUUGAGGUGGAUGCCGCCGUGACCCCCGAGGAACGCCAUCUGGCCCGUAUGCAGCAGAACGGCUACGAGAACCCCACCUACAAGUUCUUCGAGCAGAUGCAGAACUAAAGAAGGCCUCGCCGCCACUUCUCUGUGGCCAACGCCCCAGCCAAUACCCUGUUACACCCCCAUCCAUUCCAUUGUCGCCCCCCACCCGCCCUGCACAGCUCCUGGUACCCCGCGGGGAGCAGGAGGGCCGGGUGAGGACUUCUGAAACCGCCGAUCGGUGUCUUUCACCAGAAAAGGAAAACAUUGAGCCGCUUUCAGUGCAGGAACCCAGCAUGGAACGGUGCCGUUGCCAUGGACGGUAAAGAGGAUGAACCGUCUGGACCGAACCGUUCUGUUCCGUCAGCACUGGACAUUUUAUUUAUGACCCCGCCCCCCCCUCAUCGGCCACACGUCACCUGCGCUCAAGCCUCUCCAUGCUGCAUGAUUUACAUUUUCUAUACGAAAAUAGGAAAUGAAGUGAAAAACAAAACAAAGAAAACAAGCAAAAUCAUGGUAUAUAAAAGCAGAACUUAUUUAUGAUUUGUUGUGAAUGUGUAAUAUAUAUUAGCUGUAAGUAUGCAGUGCAUGGAAACAUUGUUGGUGGGGGGAGGGGGUCGUCAGACGCUCCUCUGAUCAUUUUAGCAGGAUUUGUGUAUAUAUCUUUUUGUGCGUCUUCUUUGUGAUGUUGUGAUCUGGAGAAGUGCCGCUCCGCUUUGUCGUCACACGGACUCGCUUUAGCCCCGAUGCUCGCCGCGCCUCGCCGUUGUGUUGGCUGCAUGGACGCCGCUCUGUAAAACACGAGGCUCGCGCCGCCGGAUCCCAAAUGAGUCGUUUUGCUUUUCUAUGCACUAGGUUUGUGACGGUUGCCACCAAAUAUUAAUUUUAUGACCGUACUGCACUUUUUUUUUUUUCCAACAAGCAUUUGUGUGAUAAUUCUGCAGGUUUUUUGGGAAAGCAUUCCAGAGUCUACGCUUGAUUGUACACUUUUCAACACUUUGUUCCUCACUUAUUCUGAAAAAAAAAAAAAAAAAAAAAACUUGCGAUGGUUUCUAACAAACAUUCCUCCCCAUAUUCUAUUUUUCUACAUGCGUGUACAUGUGCCGCGCUUCCGUCUGGUGUUUUCUUUGCCUGUGAGUGUGUAGUACCGCUCACCGCCACCAGGACACCUUCACCUCUGUGGGAAAAAUCUGAAUGUGACGCGCGUCUCUCAGAGUCCCCAAAAAAAUACAACACAUAUCGCCUCACCAUGUGUCGACCCCCACUAAAGCUCCCGAUCAGGUGAAUGUUGAACCGUUUGUAUCGACGAUCACUCGCUCUGUGGAGCCCGGUGAUUAAAGAUGUUUUUCUUCUCCA